AUGCGAUAAUUUGUCUCCUCGUCAGCACCAAGUGGAGGCUAAACUUUAUCGCGCCGCUAAACCUCCGCUAAGCCUCCAUCGCGUGUCUCAAAGUAUCAGAUCCAUCCUCCCGAUCCCUCUCGGCUUCUGCUGAGUUUAGCGCCCGAAUAUAUGUAGGACGACCCGACUGACACUGACAUACUUUCCAGUCAACAAGUAAGCACAUAACGCCCACUUCCUCCUUGAUUCUUCUCACCACAACCGCACACAUCAAACCACAAUGGAAACAAGCCAAACCCCCGAGAUAACCCUCUACCGCGCCUUCCCCUGGCAAGGACAAUACACCUGGUCUCCAUUCGUGACGAAACUCGAAACCCGUCUGCGCUUCGCGGGGAUCUCGUACCGCACGGAGUCAGGCUCGCCACUCAGCAGUCCCCGCGGGAAGGUCCCGUACGUGGAUAUCAGAGACCGCACGACGGGCGCAACGACCACUAUCUCCGAUUCGGCGCUGAUCACAAAGCAACUCGUGGAGGACGGGUUGGUUCCAGACAGCAAUGCCGACCUAGAGCCGGAGAAGAAGGUGCUGGAUGCGGGCGUGCGGGCGAUCUUGGAAGAUCGAUUCUAUUUCCUCAUGAGUCACGAGAAAUGGAUUGAGAACUACUAUGAGAUGCGCAAGCAUGUUCUGCACGCCUUUUCGUACCCGGCGCAGGUUGCGUUGGGGUACUUCAUAUAUCGCAAGCGGGCGCAGAUGCUGUAUGAGCAGGGGACGAUGCGAUUCACGGCAGAAGAGCUGAAGGGCUUCAAGGAAGAGGUCUGGAGAUAUCUGAAUGCGUUGCUGGUCUCUCAAAAAGCGAAGCAGGCGGGUGAUGAGCCGUUCUGGGUGCUUGGGGGAGAGCAUCCGACCGAGGCCGAUGCGUGUCUGUUCGGAUUUGUUGUUGGGGCGUUGAUCUGCUCUGCCUGUCCCGAGACUCAAGCGAUCGUGAAAAGCCACCCUGUGGUGGUUGAGUAUGCGCAACGCAUUCAUGAACGCUUCUUCCCGGAUUAUGUUUACUGGGAGUGAUGGGCCGCCGGUUUGCUUCCUUCCCAGCUUAUCAUUACUUAAUUGUCUACACCUUUCCAGUUGCCAUAUAUAAUGAUAAUGUGCUUUGCCCAAUCAAUGCAUUCAAGAAUUCAUCAUAUCCCCCGCCCACCAUCAACCUCCAGGAUUGUGCCUGUAACAAAAGAGCUCUGAUCGGAUGCGAGAUACCAAGCAGCAUUGCUCACAUCCUCAGGUCUUGUCAAUCUCUUCAGGGGUAUCAUUUCCUCCACCUUAGCUCGUCUCUCAGCUGCAUCGUC
Aspergillus saccharolyticus JOP 1030-1 is the source of this 1314-nucleotide messenger RNA. Its product is annotated as glutathione S-transferase family protein. The transcript has 3 exons. Bases 260 to 1039 code for a protein of 259 amino acids. The record is from RefSeq and is a predicted model, not a curated record. Lineage: Eukaryota; Fungi; Ascomycota; Eurotiomycetes; Eurotiales; Aspergillaceae.